Molecule: messenger RNA, 4427 nt
Organism: Colossoma macropomum (tambaqui)
Lineage: Eukaryota; Metazoa; Chordata; Actinopteri; Characiformes; Serrasalmidae
Gene: pgbd5
Product: piggyBac transposable element derived 5
Exons: 7
Coding region: 275-1843 (522 amino acids)
Biological process (GO): non-replicative DNA transposition
Cellular component (GO): nucleus
Molecular function (GO): transposase activity
Source: RefSeq, a predicted model, not a curated record
GAGAGAGAGAGAGAGAGAGAGAGAGAGAGAGACACCCAGCCCGGAUUCUCUGUUUCAGCAGUAGUUUUUGGAUGCUGUCCUCUCAGUGUAUCCGCGCUGUUUGAGCUCUGUUAGCAUCAGCAGCUCCAGUCUGAGCGCCGCCCCGUCUCCUCUCAGUCUCAGUGACCGCAGGCAGCGCAGCAGCCUCUGCCGGAGCGCAGGCAGGGCGAGCGCGGCUGCAUGCUGGAGCUUUGGCCCGUAAGGAGGUCACUUGCAUGCCGGAUCGUGACGCGUGAUGGCGGAGUGUGGCAGAAAGGGCCUGUCGCUGCUGGAGGCGGCCCGUUCGCGCUACGAGAGCCUUCAGAUAUCGGACGACGUGUUCGGUGAGUCUGGAGACGACAGCAGCGAGAACCCCUUCUACAGCACCACGGGGGACUCCAACUCCGACAACGGCGGAGAGGCCGAGGACGUGAGGAGAUCGAGUGGGACAGCGAGCAGUGGAGCCGCGGGAGGCAGCCAGCAGGAGCGGGAGGAAGAGGAGGAGGAGGAGGUGGAGGAGGAAGAGGGAUGGAGGGACACCCUGAAAGACAUCAGCCUGGCCCAGUAUAAGGACACGCACGGUCCUACCCAGAAAAUGCCGGCCACUGCCACAGCCAUGGACUUCUUCCAGCUGUUUGUACCAGACAAUGUGAUCCAGAAUAUGGUGACUCAGACCAACAUGUACGCCAAGAAAUACCAAGAACGCUUUGGCAGCGACGAGGGUUGGACCAAUGUGACUCCGGCCGAGAUGAAGGCUUUCCUGGGCUUUGUCAUCUCCACCAGUGUGCACCGCUGUGAAUCUGUCUUGAGCAUCUGGAGCAGCGGUUUCUUCAGCAACCGCAGCAUAGCGCUCAAGAUGAGCCAGGCACGCUUCGAGAAGAUCCUCAAAUACUUCCAUAUUGUGGCCUUCCGUUCAAGCCAAGGUGGCAACCAGGGUCUUUACAAGAUCCAGCCCUUCCUAGACUCACUGCAGCAGAGCUUCAGCUGCACCUUCCGGCCCUCGCAAACACAGGUCCUCCACGAGCCCCUGAUCGAUGAGGACCCCGUCUUCAUCACCACAUGUACAGAGAGGGAACUGCGGAAGAGGAAAAAGAGGAAGUUCAGCCUGUGGGUGCGACAGUGCAGCUCCACUGGCUUUAUCUGUCAGAUCUAUGUCCAUCUGAAAGAAGCCCCUGGUCCAGAUGGUCUGGACACCCUGAAGAAGCCACAGCUCCACAGCCUGGUGGCUAAGCAGCUCUGUCAGAACCUGGCUGGCCGCAGUGCCAUCAUCUUCACUGGCCCCAGCAUCACGAGCCUCAACCUGUUCCAGGAGUUUGAGAAGCAGGAGAUCUAUUGCUGUGGGCUGCUGAGCACCAGGAAGAGUGACUGUACAGGUCUGCCUCCGUCCAUGCUGCGCAAUCCUGAGGCCCCCCAGCAGCGGGGCCAGUACCGCACCAAGAUGAAGGGCAACAUGUCUCUCAUCAGCUGGUACAACAAGGGCAACUUCCGGUUCCUCACCAAUGCGUACCCCCCUACCAAGCAAGGGGUGAUUAUCAAGAGGAAAAGUGGAGAAAUUCCAUGUCCCCUAGCUGUGGAAGCCUUUGCAGCGCACCUGAGCUACAUCUGCAAAUAUGAUGACAAAUACAGCAAGUACUUCAUUUUCCACAAGCCCAAUAAGACGUGGCAGCAGGUGUUCUGGCUGACCAUCAGCAUCGCCAUCAACAAUGCCUACAUCCUCUACAAGAUGUCUGACGCCUACCACAGCAAACGCUACAGCCGUGCUCAGUUCGGAGAGAGGCUGGUCAAGGAGCUUCUGGACUUAGACGACUGCUCACCUACCCAGUGAAGUGACCAAAUGCUGUCUAACAUAAACAAACACACACACACACAUAUAUUGGUAAACACAGCCAACUAUUCACUGAUACAGCAACAGUUACUGAGCUUCAGCACAUUAGGCUCUCAAUAAUGACAUUUAAACACCUUCUGUCUGUGAUACACUGAAACCUGUGCCAAGUCUGGUUUCCAAAAGGUACAUUUAUAUCUAAACCUGGGUUCAUAUUUAACGCCGCAGUCUUUCUACAAUAAGGCUCCUCCUCCUGCAGCCCUGUACAUAAACCAUUCAUCUAUCUCUGUGUUCCCUUCUGCUGCAUGAUGAAAAUGAAGAUGUGCCCUUGUAAAUGUGCAAUGAUUUUUAUAACCAGAGUGACGUAGUGUCUGUGUAGUUUGAACCCUGAGGUAAAACGUUUUGUGGAUUAGCUCUGUAUGUCGGCAGCAUAUCGACCGUAACAUGCAGCACUGGCAAAAACACUCACAGCGAUUAAUAUCCUAAUCAGCAAAAGGAGAAUGUAGUGCCAUUUAUCAGUUAGAUUCCAGCUUUUGUUGAAAGGGAAACGUCAGUCUUCCCAAAUAUCUUGUCUUUUUUCUCAAUAUAGUUAAAUAUCUACGGUUUCUCAUGAAGAUCUCUUACUGAUGCAACCUUAUUUAUGAAGUUGCCACUUUUUAAGUAAAGUGGCUCUUUACUUUGUCCAGUAACUACUGAAGUGUAAUAUCUGUGACAAAACCGAUGCACUUUCCCCCCUUGUAUUUUUGCACUUUUGAUUCCAAGGGAAAUGUACAGUACAUACCAAAAUGACAUCAUAACCCCAAAAUAAACAUUUAAACAAUACCACACUGACUAAGAGGCAUAUGGACAGACGUGGCUCCUUUAUUUUCCAUGUCCUCUCCAGUUAUCUUUUACACGUCCUGGAAUUCGAGGCCAGAGAAGAAUGACCUUCUUCUCUUUCCUCCACAGACCAACACAGAAUGGAGAUACACAUCCUCGCGUUUUGUGUGCGUAUGAUGUCGGGGGUCAAUGUAAAUGUGAUCUUUCGGCUGAAUGAAGUUAUUAUUCCAGCUUAUGAGUCUAUUAGAAAAAGAGAGACCAAUGUGGAGGUUACUAAACGGCAUUGAAAAGCAGUCUUUUUAAAAUGACGCGCAUAAUAAAUCAUUUCAGCUCGUCAGUGAGCUGCUCUGUCCUACACUUUAAGCACUGAUGAAAUCUGCCCUUGAGUUCUGACAGGAAUGUGACAGGCAGUUUCUUUUUAUCUGUAUGAAUCGUUUGACAGAAGUAAUGCCAUAUGAAACCAAAUCAGAGGAAUAUUGGUUAAAGCCAUCUUUAGGCUCUUUAGAAUUACCGCAAAGCCAGUGUUUAAGCUUUGGUUCGUCCCCUCAGGUAGUAACGUCCCUGCCUCCAUAUCACUGUGCUACGGCCACCUAUGCCACUGACCUUUCUUUUGAUCAGUGAUCAGUGGAUGCACUCUGAAAUACUAUUUUGGUUCCAUAUAAAUGAGUAAAAAGUAGAUGCAUGGCAAAUGAGCUGCAGUUUAUGUAUUUAUUUAUGUUUUUCAGAGCAACUGUUAGUUGUUAUUGUGAGAGCGAUCACCUUUGACAUACUUCGCAUUACGACUGGACAUGCGGGAAAUAACGGACUCUAAUUGGACCCAAGCCAUACCGAGUGCUCACUUCUCAUCUGCUUUGCACUCAGUAGUUGAAGGUGAUUCCAGACAGCAGAUUCCCAUCUACUCCUGCUCUUCUGGCCAAUAUCGCCAUUUGGUGAGAAAACUGACAGCAUGCAUAGGAAAUAAUUAUCACACAUUCUUAUUCAGUCCGUUCUGGUACUGUUCAAGCUUGUGCAUGCACUUUCAGAGUUUCAUGUCCAGUCUGUACAAAAGCGCAAUAUUUUCAUUGAGGUUAUACAGUAUAUUUGGCCUAUUUUGUACUUGUAUCUUUUGUUGGGAAUCGAGAGAAAUGUUUAUCCUUUUCUAGAUGUCUUUUUUGAGAUAUACUUUUAAUGGAACUAGUAAUGCUUCAUUAAUGAUCUGUGAUUAUGUUGUGUACAUUUCUGUUCUUCUUUUUGUGAUUGUUGUACAUAUUGGGUUCAGUAUAGCUUCCACUUCACAUCGAUGUUUUUUGUACUAACCAACUGCGUUUUCAGUAAUCUUAUCUAAACGGUGACGACUGCCACUCCUGCUUCUCUACUAAUGAUGCAAUGGAUGAUUCGCAAAACUGUAACGUUUUCCAGAGCAACUGUAUGGGGUCACUACCACACUUCCUGUCUGCGGUUUGGAUGGAAUUGCCUUUUGUCGGGUGUGUACGGAGCGUGAGAAAGAAAAUGGACUUCAGUGGUAGGAGAUUGGGACUAGUCCGACUUCUGUGGUGUGACUCUCCUCUCCUUUCCUCUCCUUGUGAGGACUUUGUCCUGGGCAACCUCAGGGUUUUGUAACUACGACGAUGUACUGUAGUGCAAUAGAUGUUAUAUUGUAGGAGAAAGAAAGUAGACACUGGUUUGGGUGCUUUAAAAAAAAUAAAGUGAUAACUUAGAAAACUUAGCAUUUGCAAAACGAGUGAGAAACUGAUCUGUACUGUUGCUGUUCAUCAGCAGCCUCAAAAAA